UUGAUUCAUCUAGUACCCAAUGGCGAGUGAAACGCAGACAAUCUGUAGUACACCUGCCAUAAGAUCGUUCAAUUCAAAAUGAAAAGCCGUUUAUUAUUCAUUACCGGUAUUUUACUAAUUAGUAGUCGUAAUAUCGGAUCACAAACGCGGAUUCCGUCGUACCUCCAAGAAUGUUAUCAAAAGGAAACGAUCAAUGGACCUCAUCUUCCCUUGAAUCUCCAAACAUUCAUCGAUAUCAUAAGAAAAGCUGAGACACAUGAGGACAGGUCAAUAGACUUGAGGAUUUUUACUUCAUCUCUUCUUCGUAGAUUUAAAUUCGAUGGAAUUGAGUGGCACAAGGACCUGAAGUUUGAGGAUGGAGUGUUGCCUUUCGGUGGGACCGGUCCUCAAAGGACUAAGAAUCAAAUUAUUGAGGAAUUAAUUCCAGGGAAUUAUAAACAAUUCUCGGAUAAUAUUUUGACCAAGUUGGAACGUUGUGCUCUUCAUCGUGCACUUUCCAAUUCUAUUUGGGAGCAUGAGGACGCGUCUCGAGAUAAAUUCUGUAUGGAACGACCGACGGAGAAAAUAUCUGAUAAUAUGGUUCCUGUAGAAAUGAGGAGUUGUCCUCUGGAACUUGGAGUCAUCCUGACACCUUAUGGAACGAUAGCUCCAGGACCUUUGAUCGCAGGCAUUGCGGCUGCUCUUCAGCCCCAAACAGUUGCCGUUAAAUUGUUAGUGAAUAUUCCGGAUCAGUUGAAUUACGAUGAUUACGAUGUCGACAUUAUGAUUCCUAAAAGUGAAAUGAUUCACUUCAGAUCCAUGUGGCUUCAUUCAAUUCUCGCCUCCGAUACCAAUUUGGAUAAUAUUUGGGCAUCAACAGUUGCUGGCGAUUUGGCAGAAAUGGCGGUUCAUCAAGGACCUUCAGUGGGUGAUCGAAUGCUCCUUGGAGCCACUGGAUUUUGGAAUAGCUCUAUAAGACCGCAAAUGUUUUAUUUACUUGGGAAAGAUGGAAGUUUUGAUGCUACCAGAGCAGAAAUCGUCGGGGCAGUUGAUGGUUUCAUAAUUGCCAAACAUUUGAAGCAAUGGACCUCAAACUUCACAACACUUCGGCUCAGUGAAAUACUGGACAUGUAUUAUUCCCCCAAGGGUAUGAGUUUCGACUCAACGGUGAAAGCUUGCAACCGGGGUCAAUCCUUCUGGUAUAUAGCUUCACCGACAGUCCUGGAGCAACAGGUCUAUGCAGCUUCCCAGAUCCUAGCUUAUCGCUGCAGCUCCGUUCACAUGUCCAACGAAGUCUUGAAGACAAUGGUCCACUACUCGGUGACUAAAUUUACAGAUUAUGUGAAUAAUCAUUUAUUUCCUGGACUUCACUGCAUCAAGGAACAACAUCAUCCCAAAGUUGAAGUUCUAGUGACAACCGAUGGAGCUUGGUCGCACGAGUAUGCUGCAGAUUUCCUAGGUGUUUUAUUCGAAGACUUAAAUAUCUCUCCUUUCGGCUCAUCUGUCGGAAUAAUCGAUGGCUCGUCGGGAAAAUGGAUUCUGAACGUCACAAGCAGCUUCUCCUCCGCUCAGUCAGCAAUUAUCAACCAAACGUCAUCUACGAAUCUAAAUUUGACAGAAGUUUUUGAUGUCGCAAGUGAUUACUAUACGAAUAAAUGGAAAGAACUGCAUAGAAAUCAUACAAUCGGUGGAUUGGGUCAGGCAAUCAUAAUUCUGGCUCCAUUAAUUAGAUUAUCCGAACCCGAACUCCAACAAGCACUAAUAUCUUUAAAAAAUAUGAGGAGUCUUCAUCCAGAUGUCAAUAUAAUUUAUUAUACGACGCCAGAGAGAGCGGAUCCUUUGAGAAAACUUUUGAUAUCUCAGGAAGAUUAUUUGCUCACAAGCCUGAGGAUCAAUGACAUCAGCACUCGUCUGGUGGAAGUACCAAAUAGCAUUAGGCCUGGACCCUGUAAUCCAAAUGUAACAUUAGGGGUCAGGGAUCAAAUUGAGGGCUAUGUUUAUCCUCAGGAAGUGAAUAUUUAUCGACUGGAUCCUCUGUGGAGAGUCAAUACCAAAACAGUUACGGUGAAAAUCGUCGGGUUUGGAUAUGGAUCAGUCGAGAUUUGCAAGUGGAAUCAGAAAAGGAGUAGUAUCACAAGACAACUAUUAUCUUGCAGAGAAUUGUCAGGGAAUGAUGAAGCAGAAUUAACCGAUUUCCAUACAUGUCAAAAGCUAGAUUGUCCCACUAUUUUUUAUCAAAUACGAGGACUCUCAUCGACGAAUAAAUGUGCAGAGGCUGAUUGCAAAACUCCGAGACACAUCAGAUAUCUCCUGCGAAUAGAAAAUCUACAAUGUUCGACUGCCGACAAACUCACCGCAUCCUUCAUGACGCUAUUACCAUUAUUUUUUUUUACUUUAAUAAAACAAUCCUUGAAUUAGUCCAAACAUUUAUUUAAUUAUCAAUGAUUGUAGAAAUAAUGCAAAAAUCUUCC
Messenger RNA from Fopius arisanus, 2450 nucleotides. RefSeq lists its product as uncharacterized. The coding region runs from base 79 to 2397 and encodes 772 amino acids. The record is from RefSeq and is a predicted model, not a curated record. Lineage: Eukaryota; Metazoa; Arthropoda; Insecta; Hymenoptera; Braconidae. The transcript has 6 exons.